AUGGGCAUGCCGCAAUCGCAAACGCACCAGUGGCCAGCAAAGCAAUUGUCCAGUUUUGUGGCGAAACUAGCGCCCGCAAUACCAAAAAUAUGGCCCAAUUCGAGAAGGAGAUCGUGCAGGCGGUGCUGAUCGCCGACAACAAUGUGUGGAACUUCAAGCCCCUCUCCGACGAGGGCUCCACGGCUCUGCUGCCCCUGGUCAACGUGCGGAUGCUGGACUAUGCGCUCAUGGCGCUGAAUCGCAGCGGCGUGGAGGAGGUGUUCGUGUACACCAGCCUCUACCGGUCGAGCAUACGGGAGCACAUCAGGGCCGGCAUUGCCACGGACGCAGCGUGGUCCUUCAAGAUGACCGUCCAUGUGAUCGGCGACGAGGGCUGUCGCUGCUUUGGCGAUGCCAUGCGGGAUCUGGACAACAAGGCGCUGAUCCGUGGCAACUUUAUACUGCUUGGCGCCGAUACGGUGACCAAUGCCGAUCUGCGCCCGGUGCUGGAGCAGCACAAGCGGCAGGCCAAGUUCGACAAGGGCACCGCCGCCACGCUGGUGUUCAAGGAGUGUGCCAACAAUGUGCGCACUGGCAACGAGCUGCUGAUCGCCGUGGACCGCCGCAACGACCGGCUGCACUACCACCAGCGGCUGCGGAUGCACCACAAGGAGUCACGCUACCAAAUACCCCUGGACGUCUUCCUGGGCAACUCGUGUGUGGCGCUGCACCACAACCUCUUGGAUCCGCAGAUUGCCAUUGGCUCGCCCUCAAUGCUGUCGCUGUUCAACGACAACUUUGACUUUCAGACGCGUGAUGACUUCGUCCGCGGUCUGCUGAUAAACGAAGAGCUGCUGGACAGCAGGAUAUAUGUGGCCAUGCUGCCGGCAGCCCAGUACGCGCACAAGGUGAACAACUGGCCGGCCUACCAGCUGGUCAGCCGGGACAUCAUCAACCGGUGGGCCUACCCAUUCGUACCGGACAUUGGCCUUUACAAGCUGCAGCAGCAGUACGUCUUCCACAAGGACAACAUCUACAAGAGCCCCGAGGCGCAUGUCUCGAAAGUGGCUUUGCUGCAGAACGUGGUCAUCCAAGCUGGCAGUCACGUCGACAGUGGGACCGUGAUUAGUGACAGCGUGAUUGGCGCCAAUUGCCGGAUUGGCAAGAACUGUCGACUGACCAAUGCGUACCUCAUGGCCGGUGUCACCGUCAUGGACAACUGCAAACUGGAACACUGCGUGGUGGGCGAUGGCGCCUUCAUCAACGUGGAUUGCGACGUAAGCGCGGGCUGUGUGCUCGGCGCUAAAAGCGUGCUGCCUGCCAAGACAACGUUGGCGAAGACCCUCAUCACCAGCUCGCCCAGCAGACGGCGCAGCGAGGAUGAGGUUGCAGUGGAGCUGAAGAGCAUCGGUCCGAAUGCCUACAUUGUCAGCGAUUUGACGACGGGUGAUCCCGAAGACUCGGAUGGCGAGGACUUGUUGCCGCAGCAACCGCUCUGUAUACCUAAAAUGGGAGACUUGCUGGCGCCGCUGGACGAGAUCAGCUACUGCAGCGAUUUCAGCGAGGACGACGAGGACGGCUCGCGAGCAGUGACGCCGCUGCCCGAUGACACAAACAUUUUCCUGGGAGAAGUAAUCGAUUCCUUGACACGGGGCUUCCGGGAGAAGUCCAAUCCUGACUUCCUUGUCCUCGAAAUCAACUCCUCGCGCUAUGCGUACAACAUGUCCCUCAAGGAAGUUAACUUCAACGUGGUGAAGGCCGUUUUCGGCAUGCAGAGCAUCGUGGAACCGGCCAACAACAACGUACUAGUCGCCAUAAACGCCGCCUUCAAGCAAUUGGGACCUGUGGUAUCCAACUACAUUAAAAGCGAGGAUGCCAUGAUGGAUUGUCUCAAGGCGCUGGAGGAUGUGUACGAGGAGAAUCAUUUGGUGAGGGAGAAGAUCUCGCAGAUCGUGCACUAUCUGUACGACAAGGACUUUGUGUCCGAGAGUGCCAUCCAGGCCUGGUUCGAGCAGUUGGACGAGGAGGAGCAUGCACACCUGCGCCAAAGCCUCGCAAAGCUCGUGGCCUGGCUGGAUCAGUCCAGCGAGGAAGAUGAUGACGACGACGACGAGGAGGACGAUGACUAAUCAAAGACUUGGCCUCCAUUUCUUAUUCCCAUUUUAGUUAAGUAAUUUCCUUGCUUAUCCUAAUGCCCGAGACCGAGCAAAGAAAUGGAAAAUAAUUCUAAGGUCGAUAGAAAAAUCACAGACUCACAUUUUUGCCAAAUCCCGAUUUUGCGUCCGAGAACUGCUAGUUUUUUGGCCACAACAUUGGAGAUAAUGGUCGAAAUAUGAAGUCGGAUGCAUCGUUGAGCUUGUAAUUAAAAUCCAAAUGGAUUGGCAUUCGAGCCUGAAAA
Messenger RNA from Drosophila teissieri, 2377 nucleotides. It is a transcript of the gene eIF2Bepsilon, whose product is annotated as translation initiation factor eIF-2B subunit epsilon. Lineage: Eukaryota; Metazoa; Arthropoda; Insecta; Diptera; Drosophilidae. Gene Ontology annotation, biological process: biosynthetic process. Gene Ontology annotation, cellular component: eukaryotic translation initiation factor 2B complex. The transcript is spliced from 5 exons. Bases 90 to 2108 code for a protein of 672 amino acids. The record is from RefSeq and is a predicted model, not a curated record. Gene Ontology annotation, molecular function: guanyl-nucleotide exchange factor activity; translation initiation factor binding; translation initiation factor activity.